Cajanus cajan (pigeon pea) is the source of this 1368-nucleotide messenger RNA. RefSeq names its product transcription factor bHLH30. Gene Ontology annotation, biological process: regulation of DNA-templated transcription. Lineage: Eukaryota; Viridiplantae; Streptophyta; Magnoliopsida; Fabales; Fabaceae. Gene Ontology annotation, molecular function: protein dimerization activity; DNA-binding transcription factor activity. The record is from RefSeq and is a predicted model, not a curated record.
CUCAAACACUUAUGGAAAUUACACAACACGGUGCAGCCAAAGCCAAAGUUUCAUCACCCUCCAAGUUUUUCUUCUUCUUGUCUUCAAAAGAAUCAAAACUAAACCACUCUUCUUCUUCUUCUUCUUCCUUGUUUGUGUCUAUUAUUCCCUCUUUGUCAUGGAAAUGGAAGCCUUUGCCCCUCAGAGGAUAAGUGACGGUUUUCAAGUAAGUUGUGGUGUAAUUGGAAGUGGGUAUGCUUCAUCUUCGUCUCUAGUGUUGGAUAAGGAGAAGGGAGAGCUUGUUGAGGCCCCUGUCAAAUUGGAACGCAAGGGUGUGUCCCCUGAGAGAAGCAUUGAAGCCUUGAGGAACCAUAGUGAGGCAGAAAGGAGAAGGAGAGCAAGAAUUAAUGCACAUCUUGAUACACUUCGCACUGUCAUUCCAGGUGCUAAGAAGUUGGACAAAGCAACCUUGCUGGGUGAGGUUAUUAGACAUUUGAAAGAGCUGAAAACGAAUGCAGCACAAGCUAGUGAAGGCCUAAUGAUACCAAAGGACAGUGAUGAAAUAAGAGUUGAAGAACAAGAGGGUGGGUUGUAUGGUUUUCCUUACUCAAUUAAGGCAUCACUAUGUUGUGAAUACAAACCCGGGUUAUUGAGUGAUAUAAGACAAGCACUUGAUGCACUUCAUCUUAUGAUAACAAGGGCGGAAAUUGCAACCUUGGGGGGAAGGAUGAAGAAUGUGUUUGUGAUAAUUAGCUGCAAAGAACAAAGUGUUGAAGAUGCUGAAUACCGUCAGUUUCUGGCAGGGUCUGUUCAUCAAGCUCUAAGAUCUGUGUUAGAUAGAUUUUCUGUUUCACAAGACAUGUUGGAAAGCAGGAAGAGAAGGAGGAUUUCUAUAUUCAGUUCUUCAUCUAUAGGAGAUUUCUUGUGAGAAUUUUUCUAUAUAAGAAUGUAAUUUAAAUCUCCAUAUGCAUAGCAUAGCAUAUAUCUGAAUAUGAUGAGGGAGUAAUAGUGACACAUUAGCAAAUAGCAAUUUCACAUGCUAUGGAAAGUAGAGUGAAAUGUUGUGCUUCCACUCUUCUUAUCUAGAUUUGUACUUUCUUAAGAUGAAUCAUGUGAAUCUGGAUUCUACAUGUAUUUGGAGCAUUCACAUUUCACUGAUAACUUUACUCUUUUGACCAUAGACAGAAAUGGAGUUCUCGUUCCUAUCACCUUGUACCUUGUUUAGUCAAAAGUUUCUUCAGUCAAGAAUUCUCUUCCCGUGAACAAAAACUUGGACUUCUGGGGUAAGUAGUUUAUGACAGAUUUAAAACAAUCACAGCCUUUGUAAGAUUCUGUUUUGAAUUUUGUUAAUAAAUAAAUUGAUCUAUCUUAUGCAUUACUCCUCUCUCU